Molecule: messenger RNA, 483 nt
Organism: Penaeus monodon (black tiger shrimp)
Lineage: Eukaryota; Metazoa; Arthropoda; Malacostraca; Decapoda; Penaeidae
Exons: 2
Coding region: 1-483 (160 amino acids)
Source: RefSeq, a predicted model, not a curated record
AUGAACCCUCCAGGAAACGCCACUGUGUCACGGGUGGUUCUAACAGCCAGCGUCCAGCUCCAUUCGGCCAGAGGGCGGGAGGCCGUCGUCAGACGCAUUUCAGCCUCUCAGCCGCCUAACAGCUCAGCAAACUAUGGCAUCUCAUGGUCCCGCAGAGUCAGAGGGAAAUCUGGCUACCCCCCCCCCCCCAGGUCACAGGGGGCCAACCAGGGAGCUUCCCCGGUGCUUCCUCGGGCAGCUAGCCCGAGCUCUCAUCCCCAGAGUGUAAGGGGACCCUUGGCCCAGGGUUUCGUGCCCCCUUCCCAGGGUAAUGGGACCUCCGCCCUAGGAUACGGGCCCUUUGGCAGCGAGGGCCCAAAAAGCUGCUCCCCCGCCCAUGACGAUGGGCCCCCCACGGCAGCCAAAGGGUCAAGGCUGCCCCCCUGCCCAGGGCAAAGGGCGACUCAGCAACCCGGACAAUCACAGCAGCCCGAUCAGAAAUAA